AUGGUUUUUCUAGGUAUUUCAUUUCGUCAAAAAGCUAUUUUCAUGAAUACAAAAAAUCCUGAAUUAGAAGUCCGUUUCUUCUGUUUAAAUAUGUGUGGUCGAAGCUAUAAGAAUAAACAGCAUUUGACCCGCCACAUGACCAAUGAAUGUGGUGUACAACCAAAGUUUCAAUGUAAAUACUGCAAGAAAUGUUUCACACGAAAACAGACAUUAAAAAUACAUUUUGUAUCUGUGCAUAAACGUUCACCAGAUGAAAUCCAAGGAAACCCUUGUCACCGUUUAAAUUGGACCACGGAUAAGUGA
Messenger RNA from Macrosiphum euphorbiae (potato aphid), 303 nucleotides. The record is from the annotation of a GenBank genome assembly. Lineage: Eukaryota; Metazoa; Arthropoda; Insecta; Hemiptera; Aphididae.